Molecule: messenger RNA, 2817 nt
Organism: Thelazia callipaeda (thelaziosis nematode)
Lineage: Eukaryota; Metazoa; Nematoda; Chromadorea; Rhabditida; Thelaziidae
Source: the annotation of a GenBank genome assembly
AUGAUUGUAUCAAAAAUGCUGCAUAUGCCGCUGAAAUUAAAGUGGGGCAAAAAAAGUGGCCGAUAUGACUUAAGUCAAGAUAUCUACGUGUUGACCGUAUUUCUGGGUGAUUAUGCCAUACUUCAGUGUACAUUAACUACUGAGAGUACUGCAAGUCAAUGCAUGGAAUAUCUUAGUCAAAAAGUGGAUCUCAAUCAAGUAGAAAUGUUUGGUUUACGAUAUCAGAUGAAAACGAAUGAUCCAGAUCACCGGAUGAUGAGAUGGGUUGAACUUGAUAAACCUCUUAGACGACAACUGGAAAAAUGGGCUUGUAAACCUCGGCAAGUUCAACUAGCAGUACUCUACCAUACUCCAAAUGCAUUCACACUGACUGAUCAGAUGGCUAGAUCAUAUUAUUUUUUCCUUAUGAAAUUAGACGUUGUAGAAGGCAAAUUGACCGUUGCUCUUGAAAAAUAUAUUAAUCUUGCAGCAUACAGUCUUCAAGUGGAAUAUGGUGAUUUCGAUCCAACAAUACAUACAAUUGAUUUCAUGCAAACUAUACCACUUUUACCAAAGCACAUUUGUCGAAACGCUCAAAUUCAGGAAGACUUACUGAAAAGAGUUUCAGCAGUUCAUGAACGUUUGAAAGGUAUGCAACCGAGUUAUGCUGCAUUACUGUAUAUUGUAGAUGCACAACAGUGUGAAGGUUACGGAGAAGAAUAUUUUAUUGGCAAAGAUGAAGACAGUACUGAAGUAAAGAUCGGUUAUUCUCAGGAGGGUGUUAUUAUCAAAGAAUUCUACGGUGCACCUGUAAAACACAAAUGGGAAGAUAUUAAGGAUAUUCAAGCAGUGAAGCGCCAUCUCAACAUUCGCCUGCAUGAUGGUACUUUAGUCCAAUUCACUAUGGAAGAUAUAGAAAUGGCACGCUAUGUAGCAAUGGUCAUCACGUGGCAAUUCCGUUACGCAACUAAUAAAGCAAUUGUUGAAAAAAAUUAUCCAAUGAAUAUUAAUAAUUUGCAAGGGAGUAUUAGAACGUUCAAUCAAAUGCGGUCAUCUAAUGCUGAGCUCAAUUCAAGUCGUUUAAAUGGGUCAGAUUACGCAUCAUUAAUUUAUAUGAUGAUGCCAGAACCAACUUAUUGCUCAUCUACACAACGUUUAUCACCAACUAAACCAUUAAGUCAAAGGUCACUACUACAAGCUACAUCAAUGUGUAAUUUGUCAACUUACAACAACUCCAGUGAUAAUCAGCUUAUAAAACGCUCACCGUUAACAUCGUUGCUGCAAUAUUCUCAGCCUCACAAUGGUAUCUUUUUAUGUAGCUUUAUUGUAGUUACUUCUACUACAGUACCACGAGAACUGUUAUAUACAAAAUCAGAAAUGAUAUCUCGAAAUGCUUUAUCAAAAUCGGCAGCUGCUCUGAAUUUUUCAAAUGAUGAAGAAUACGAUAUUUCACAUCCAAGCGUUCUUUACCGUUCAACAUCAUCCCUAGUACAAAAUAAUGAACAAAAUACUGCAUCUAGUCCAGAAGUAGAAGAAGAUGAAGUUGCUGAAGUUCAAAAAUAUGCUAAUCCCGAAUGCAAAUUCGAAUUCCGAAGUUUUGCUUUUCUGCGCAAACGUCAUUUGGCUCAAUCUAUGACUGGUUCGUCACCUGAGAUUCGUAUGAUCGGUCGUGGAAUGCAUCGAAGUGCUGCUGCCUUAGUUCAUAAACAUUCCUUGAACGAGGAUGGACCACAAAAAAUUUCUCCUGCUCAUGCGCUAAGCAGUCCUGAUCUGAUAAGUACAUGUCGUUCAUCGCCUGACCUUAUUACUUCUGUACUUGAAAGGUACAAAUUAGCAGUAGCUGAAGCAGAACUUCGAGCUAGCGCAGCUUCUACUGUAGCUCCGUUACAGAAAUCGCAUCCACAAUCGCAAACUAAUGCAAUUCAGACUACUAACCAUUGGCGUACCGUAAACAAUGAUGCAAAUCACAGUGUACCAGCAGUAUCAUCACCAGGAAUUAAUGUACCUCAGGCUAAUUUAAAUGAUAAUUCUCUUCAAAUAGAUGAUACUAAAUCAAAACCAGCAAUACAAAGAUUUUUGAUGAUGGGAUUAACAGAAGGAAAAUCAGAUGGUGCAUUAUUAUCAUCAGUAACAAAAGAAUGUGGAUCAUCAUCAAAAGCAUAUAUGAAAUCAGUACCAUUUCUUGCUUCACUGCAACAACCAUUCUUAUGUCAUCAACCAGUGAUGUCAAAAGUUAAAGGUCAUCAUCAAAGUCAAGCUCAUCAUGUUUCAUAUUUAGCUCAAGCAGGGCACAUUUACUAUCCACCAUCAUCACCUUUAACCCAAAAUUAUGAAACAUAUCGAAAGGAAUCAAAUGAACGAGGAAAUACUUUUGGUAAUUCAAAUGAAUCUAAUACAAUGUUUUCUUCUAAUAAUCCAAAAUUACCCCUUCUUCAUUCAACCGCACAGCAACGUUAUGAAGUAAUUGAAGAAGAUCGAACUCCUGAAACCUUUACAAAAAGAGUUCAUGACCUCUAUCCUCCUUCUUCAAGUACAACACAAUCAUAUGCAGUUAUGAAUCCUCAUUUGACUGUAACGACAUCAAGAAGUAUUUCUUCCCCUGAUGUUUUUUCUACACAUACCAAAAAUGUAGUCUCGAAGCAGUCGAGCGCAUCAUCAAACGGUGAUUGUGAUUCAAAGCAAUCUUUAUCAGUACUACGAUCAAUCCCCAUUCUCGAGAAAUUUUCUCACGAUAAUGAUUACUCAACCUCAUUCAUGAUUAAUAGCAAUGAAUCUGAAUCACCUCGGGGAAGGAACGUCUGUAAUAAAGCAACGAAUACUUGUGAAGCAGUAAGCUAA